UGGGACAUUGAUUUUUUUUCUUUCAUAUAAACGUACGAACGAAACAACAAAAAACAUUAUAAUAUUUUAUAAAUUUGUGCUCAUUUAUCACAGAAAACUCAAUGGAAACACUAUUGAACAGUGCGUAGAAAUACAAGUGAAACAUUUUAAAAAUUAAGCGCUAUCUUUAAUGAUUGCGAGCGCAUUCAACGAUUGACAACAAAAUCUAAACAUAUUUGCGGCAUAAGUGUGUACGUAGCAAUUUAUUUAUAAAGUGUUAAAUGUAAAAUGCGACCGAAUUCUACAUUUAUAACCCCGGUAUUAUCAUGGCAUGUGUGUGUGCUGCUGACCUGCUUUUGUCCCAGCUUGGUACUAGGAAACCUCAAGGUCAUUUAUGCUGUGAACGCUGGGGGUCAAGAACAUUCUGACAAACAUGGCAUACAUUAUAGUGCAGAUCCUUUGCAUGGACGUAUUGGAACAGCUUCAGAUUAUGGUAAUCACCUGCUAUUGAUAGGCCGUGUGCCGGAACAAGAUGAAGUGCUUUAUCGCACUGAACGUUAUCAUACAGCAACAUUCGGUUACACAUUGCCAAUAGACGGUGAUGGCGAGUAUGCGUUGAUAAUGAAAUUCUGUGAAGUCUACUUUAAUGAGCCAAAUAAAAAGGUCUUCGAUGUGGUUCUGAACAACAAACAUACUGUAGUAAAGGAAUUGGAUAUAUUUCAUCAAGUGGGUCGUGGUACUGCUCAUGAAGAGUAUGUUUAUUUCAUCAUCUCUAAUGAUCGACUAUACUACAAAGAUGAACAAUCGGACAUACGGAAUGGUGUAGUGCGCUUAGAUUUCAUUAAAGGCCACUAUGAUAAUCCAAAAAUCAAUGCCUUUGCGUUACUCAAAGGUGAUGUGGCAAAUAUUCCCCGAUUACCGCCCACAUCGGAUGAUAUUCUCCCGAUCGAUUCUGACAUGGCAGUUUUUAAUGAUCGCGUCUCUGCGGAGGGUGGCGGCAACAAAGAAAUUUCAUCGGACAAAUUACCGGAAAACCAGCAGCGCAGUAGAGAUACGGCGUCUUCAGUAGAUGAUGAUAUAUUUGAUGAAGAUGAAGAUAAUGAAGAAGAAACAUGGACAAAAAAACGUAAGGUUAGUGGUCCACGCCAACCGGACCCCUACUCCAUGGACGAUUCUUCAGUUAUGUUGCCAGUGUUCAUAGCGAUUGGAGCAUUUAUACCAUUGCUCUUUUGCCUCUGCAAAUUGUGAUUUGUUGUUACGCUUUGUACGUAAGUUAUUAAAGAACAAAUGGUACUAAGUGGAGCGGAUGUGUGAUGUAUGCAGCUUCUGUUCACUCUCGUAUAUAUUGAAGUUUCACAUUUGUUGGAACACCGGAUAUUGUUGCCAAGUCCAACAGCUACAUUUAAGUUCAAUAUUUAUUUGAAGUUGCACCUGAUCUCCUUGGUAUAUACAUAUGUAUAUGUUUUUUUGCAAUAUUUCUUCAGACACAUUUGCUUUAAUUUUCAGUAAAGAUGUUAUUAUUGAGUUUCACGUUUUUUUAUAUUUAUUUAAAAAGUUAAAAUAAUAUUUUUGGUUGUGAAGUAUAGAAAUGCGUACUUAUUACUGCUAUGCGUUUUCAAUAAAAGUGUUCAAUGCUCAAUGAAUUUUCUAAAAAAAACGCACAUUGUGUUUUAACAUUUUUUAAUGUAUUGUUGUGAAGAGUUUAAGUUAUACAACAUUUAUGAAUUAUAAUAGUAUUAUUAUAACUACAUAACUAUUAUUUAAUGUAUGUGCUAGUUAAAAAAUUUUGACAAAUAGAUUUGUGUUAAAUUGUUCAA
This is a messenger RNA of Bactrocera tryoni, 1796 nucleotides long. Its product is annotated as malectin-A. The record is from RefSeq and is a predicted model, not a curated record. Lineage: Eukaryota; Metazoa; Arthropoda; Insecta; Diptera; Tephritidae. Gene Ontology annotation, molecular function: carbohydrate binding. Gene Ontology annotation, cellular component: membrane. The transcript is spliced from 2 exons. Bases 268 to 1227 code for a protein of 319 amino acids.